UACGUACGUACGUACGCAUGCAUAUAGAAACGUAAAGUUUGAAUCCAGACAUUGAUAGAGCUCCCCAUUCUGUUCUACAGUAAUUCGGGUGGGCCCUACAGCUCUCCCUCCUCACUCCAUACGUGCAGCUGCUGGGGAUUCCCCACACCUGUGCGGCCCCAUUUCCGGCCUCAUCGUGCAGCCUAUCGUCGGAUACUACAGCGACAACUGCACCUCCCGCUUCGGCCGCCUCAAACCGUUCAUCGCCGCCGGAACUGCGCUUGUUGCAAUGGCCGUUUUCCUCAAUAGAGCAAGGGCCCAAAGCCUAGGGCAAUUGCCGUUUUUCUCAUCGGAUUCUGGAUUCUCGACGUUGCUAAUAACAUGUUGCAGGUUUGAAUUGGAUUGCGUGGUUCCCUUUCCUGCUAUUCGACACAGAUUGGAUGGGGAAAGAGGUGUACGGCGGGAAGGUAGGCGAGGGGAAUCUGUACGACCUCGGCGUACGCGCCGGCGCGUUAGGUUUGAUGCUGAAUUAGGUGGUUUUGGGGGUGGCGUCGCUUGGGGUGCAGUUCUGCUCAAGAGGGCUUGUAAAGGUGAAGAAGCUUUGGGGCGGCGCCAAUUUCUUGCUGGCCAUUGGUUUAGCGAUGACGGUGGUGAUCACCAAGAUGGCGCAGCACACGCGCCACUACGGCGCUGAUGGGACGCUGCAGACGCCGGAGCCCGGCGUCAAGAUUGGAGCUUUGGUAUCUCUCGGCCUAUCACUUGGAGUUCUAAAUCUUGCAAUAGUUAUUCCACAGAUGCUGGUUUCCGUAACAAGUGGGCCGUGGGACGAUCUCUUCGGAGGUGGGAACCUACCUGCAUUUGUGGUCGGGGCAGUGGCCGCCGCCAUCAGCCGUGUUUUGGCCCUCACGAUCCUUCCAUUGCCACCUCCUGAAGUGGUGGCAAGCAAGGCUAUGACUUCCGGAGGAUUUCACUAAAAUUAUAAUUAAUGUGUCUCUUAUUACACGCGUUUAUCUAGACUUAUAAUUGCCGUUUAUUAUCUUUAAU
Messenger RNA from Salvia splendens (bonfire salvia), 1023 nucleotides. RefSeq names its product sucrose transport protein SUC1. The record is from RefSeq and is a predicted model, not a curated record. Lineage: Eukaryota; Viridiplantae; Streptophyta; Magnoliopsida; Lamiales; Lamiaceae. The coding region runs from base 621 to 953 and encodes 110 amino acids. The transcript has 3 exons.